This is a messenger RNA of [Torrubiella] hemipterigena, 315 nucleotides long. The record is from the annotation of a GenBank genome assembly. Lineage: Eukaryota; Fungi; Ascomycota; Sordariomycetes; Hypocreales; Clavicipitaceae.
AUGUCGCCCAAGAGUACGAAAACGAUGGAGCGACAUAAACGCGGACAAGAAGCAGCGCAGAGCCGCGCUGAAAACGAAGAGAUUGAGUCAUCCGAUGAAGACGACGGUCGGUUUGAACAUGACCCAAGAUCGUUUGGUGGUCCUUCUCAUCAUCGCUCGCUGUCUGAUUCUGAUUCUGAUGAUGUUGAGGAACUACCCAGACGGUUCAACCGACAAGGGGAGUCACUUGAUGGCCAACAAGUCAAGCAAAAGCGGUGGACUAGCCGAUCUGGCAAUUCGAACGGCAACCAACAAAGCCAGGUGACUGGAGCAUGA